AUGGAAAUGACGGGUCCGCAGACUGGGCAGUGCACCGGGGCAGCUUUCCAAAACAACGACAAUGUCAUCACUAUUGCUGACGGUCCCGGGUGCGAUCUCUCAGGCUCGGAAUACACUGUUCGGUAUUGCCCGGAUCAGAAUGGCUUCGUUAUCAACCUUGUCAAGCCCUGGAACGUGGAUGUUGUUCUCUCCAGCCAAGCCUGCCCGUCAGAAGCAGAGAGGGCUGAGAAUUCACAGUCUGAAAAGCAGGCCAUUUUGCCAUGA
This is a messenger RNA of Symbiodinium pilosum, 264 nucleotides long. The record is from the annotation of a GenBank genome assembly. NCBI's taxonomy places the organism in Eukaryota, Dinophyceae, Suessiales, Symbiodiniaceae.